Suillus clintonianus is the source of this 1278-nucleotide messenger RNA. Its product is annotated as polynucleotide kinase 3 phosphatase-domain-containing protein. NCBI's taxonomy places the organism in Eukaryota, Fungi, Basidiomycota, Agaricomycetes, Boletales, Suillaceae. The record is from RefSeq and is a predicted model, not a curated record. Gene Ontology annotation, molecular function: polynucleotide 3'-phosphatase activity; double-stranded DNA binding; ATP-dependent polydeoxyribonucleotide 5'-hydroxyl-kinase activity. The transcript is spliced from 9 exons. The coding region runs from base 1 to 1278 and encodes 425 amino acids. Gene Ontology annotation, biological process: DNA repair.
AUGUCGGGUGCUCGAAAAUUAGCCAAGAUACACCCAUUCUUCAGCAAGCCAAGCGCCAGCAGCUCUACAGCGCCCUCAUUCCAAUGGCUGAAACCUGCUCUAGGUCCAAAGCGCACGUGUCUCCACGGGAUCAAUCUGAUACCACAAAGCACGCCGAAAGUAGCUGCAUUCGACCUUGAUGGAACCGUGAUCAAGUCAAACCACAAAAAUCGAAGCAGAGAAGCUGCAUUGCACUGGGAGUGGUGGAGAGCUUGUGUACCCGUAAAGUUGGAGGAAUUACAUCAAGAAGGAUACUCAAUCAUAUUGGUAUCCAAUCAAGCGUUAAAGCAACAACGACUGGAGGACUGGAAGAAGAAGAUUCCCCUCAUCUCCGCUGCUCUUCCCAGUGUACCUUUCCGAAUAUUUGCUGCGUCUGCCAAAGACGGCUUCCGCAAGCCUAUGCCAGGGAUGUGGGACGAGCUUGAACGUAUUUUUGCAGUAGAUGGUAUUCAGAUAGGCGAGUCGCAUAGGAACUUUGGGUGCAUUGCGAAUAUCUUAUGCUCGUCGCUUUCAGAUAAAGAGGUUUCAUUCUUUGUUGGAGAUGCUGCUGGUCGUACCAACGAUUUUGCAUCAACUGAUAGGAAAUGGGCAUUUAACAUAGGCAUUUCCUUUUUUACCCCAGAAGAAUAUUUUCUCCAGCUACCCUCGGCACCGUAUACCCUUCCUUCUUUCCAUGUUUCUAGUCUCCCUAAGUUGCCGUUACUUGACCCCCCUAUUGCACAGAUAAUUCCUGAUACUGCAGGGACAGAGCUAGUCGUAUUUUCGGGCUUUCCAUGCCUCGGAAAAUCAUCCUUUUUUCGGAGGCAUUUUGCGCCUGCUGGGUACACCCACAUCAAUCAAGAUACAUUAGGCAGUCGUUCCAAAUGCGUGAAAGCGGCUGAAGUGGCACUCAAAGCCGGUACAAGCUGUGUAAUUGAUAAUACCAAUAGAGAUAUCGCGACUAGAAAGUAUUACCUGGAUCUUGCGAAGAAACUCGAGCUUCCUGUUCGGUGUAUUGUGUUCAUUGGUUCAAUCGAUCUAGCGUGGCACAACAACCUCUACCGUGCAUAUGUCCAUCCUUCAACAGAGUUGAGACGCGACAUCCUACCAUACUUUGCUUUCAUAGGUUUCAAGGACAACUACGAGGAGCCCCAAGUGAUGGAGGGUUUUUCAGAAAUAAUCAAGGUUAAUUGGGUGUUCGAAGGUUGCGAGGAGGAACGAAGAAGGUGGAGUAUGCGGCUUCAGAUUGACGGGAAAUGA